AUGGAUAUUCCUCGAUCGAGGGAAUCACAAGAAUAUGAUCAACGAACGAUGCAACGGCCAGCAGAUACGUCUUCACGAACAUCUCCACUAAGUGUGCAGACAAAUCCAGUCAUGAGCGCGAAUUUUAAAGUUCAUAUGUGGCAAAAUCGCCCAUUUGAUAGUGGUGUACAUACAAUGACACAUAGUCAGGCUCCAUCAAUGAUGUCCAUGACAUCUAUCCAUGCCGGCUCACAGAUCUCUACAAUGUCUUCGGUUGUUGACACGGAUGUGGCCGAACUCACCGAUCAGCAACAACAAAAAUUCGAAAACAUCUCGUUAGCGCUAUGUCCAACACAUCCAGAAUUUGGCAAUGCAGAAGGUGUGAUACCAGAACUAUUGAAUCUGAUGAAGGAUAACGAUGAGGUUGUUGUAUAUAGAGCACUUUUCAUAAUGCAAAACAUUGCAAAAUUGGAUGCGGACAUUUCAAGGACACCAAGCGCGCGAAUUCGCGGCAGUGAAGCAGUAAUGGCCAUUUUGAACGUGCUGCAAGUGCGGAGGAACACACCGAACAUCAUCCGAAUGGCUUUGGGCACCUUAUUUCAAAUUUGUAUAAGAGCCGAUGGCCUUGAUGAUGUAGCAAAUGUGAAUGCACAAACUAAUGGUGAACUCAUUAGAAUGCUGAUCGAACAUGCAAGGUAAAC
This is a messenger RNA of Cylicostephanus goldi, 680 nucleotides long. Lineage: Eukaryota; Metazoa; Nematoda; Chromadorea; Rhabditida; Strongylidae. The record is from the annotation of a GenBank genome assembly.